Molecule: messenger RNA, 1527 nt
Organism: Penicillium verhagenii
Lineage: Eukaryota; Fungi; Ascomycota; Eurotiomycetes; Eurotiales; Aspergillaceae
Exons: 1
Coding region: 1-1527 (508 amino acids)
Biological process (GO): carbohydrate transport; transmembrane transport
Cellular component (GO): membrane
Molecular function (GO): carbohydrate:proton symporter activity
Source: RefSeq, a predicted model, not a curated record
AUGCCACUCCAGGGUAAGAGCCUGACGUGGGGAAUCACAAUUUCCUGUGGUGCAGGUUUCUUUCUUUUCGGUUAUGAUCAAGGAGUAUUUGGAGGCAUUCUCACAAACCAGAACUUUUUGGACACAUUCAACAACCCGGAUGCAACAAUACAAGCUCAAAUUACUUCAACAUACUACCUUGGCGCCAUAUUUGGAGCCAUCUUCUCGAGAUUUAUCGGCGAUCGCAUUGGACGACGACGAGCAAUUAUUCUGGGAUGUAUUUUCCUCACCAUCGGCGGCGCACUGCAGGCUUCGGCUAGUGUUCUCCCUCACAUGCUAGUUGGUCGCAUUAUUGGAGGUAUCGGUACAGGACUGAACACGACCGCCAUUCCCAUGUGGCAGGUGGAAACGUGCAAGCAGCAUCAUCGCGGAAGACUCGUAAUCAUGGAGCUGGUGUUGAAUAUUUUCGGUAUUGCAAUCACGAGUUGGAUGAACUACGGCUUCACCUACCUCCCGAACAAUUCGGUUUCAUGGCGUUUCCCACUGGCAUUCCAAUCAUUCUGGUCCAUCGUGACCUUGGUUUUGACGACAAUCAUGCCCGAGUCACCCCGCUGGUUGGUGCUCCGAGGCCGUCGAGAGGAAGCCCAGCAUAUCCUGGCACGCUUGAUGGACAAAGACUCCGAUGAUCCAAACGUUGAAGAUGCCCUGCGGAUUCUUGGGAAUACCGUGGAUCAUGAGACAGAGGCCGAAACAGCUGCCUUCACUGAUCUUCUCAAAAAUGACCGCACGCAAACCCUCCGGCGAAUCUUGCUGGGUGCUGGUAUUGCAUUGAUGCAACAGGCCUGUGGUGUAAACAUCAUUGCUAAUUAUUUACCCGUGGUGUUGACCCGGUCCAUUGGCCUCAGCGACCGACUAGCUCUGAUUUUAUCGGCAGUCUACUCGCACCUUUUGACAAUAUGGGCCAUGACCUCGAUGCUCGCAAUUGACUCCCUGGGCAGAAAGAACCUGCUUCUCCUAGGUGCCGUGGGCCAAGGAGUAGCCUUUAUUCUCAUCGCCGUGGGAAUAUAUAUCGAUACGUACCCCAUGUCCAUUUUCAGCGUGGUCUUCAUAUUUGUUUAUAACUUCUUUUUCGGGAUCUCGUUUCUGUCCAUCCCUUGGCUCUACCCUGCGGAGAUCAAUUCACAGGCCAUGCGCAACGUUGGAACGUCCGUUUCGACCGCCACAAAUUGGAUCUUUGUCUAUGUCAUCGUUUUGGUGACACCCACUGGCAUCGAUAACUUGGGGUGGGCGUUCUAUCUCAUGUUUGGCAUCUUCAACUUUGUCUUUUUGCCAUUCAUUUGGAUUUUCUAUGUCGAGACGGCGCGAUUAUCUCUCGAACAAAUCGAUCGGGUCUUUGAAAUUCAGUUUGAAGGAGCUCCUCGGAUGACAUUCAAGGCAGCACGAAGGCAGGUGUUCUUGGAGGCUGAGGUGGCUGGUGAAGGUGGUCGAGAGUUGGUUGUUAAUGCCCUAGAUCAGAAGGGUUCGGUGGACCAUUUGGAGAGUUUAUAG